This is a messenger RNA of Aedes albopictus (Asian tiger mosquito), 2130 nucleotides long. RefSeq lists its product as uncharacterized. NCBI's taxonomy places the organism in Eukaryota, Metazoa, Arthropoda, Insecta, Diptera, Culicidae. The record is from RefSeq and is a predicted model, not a curated record. The coding region runs from base 1 to 2130 and encodes 709 amino acids. The transcript is spliced from 5 exons. Gene Ontology annotation, molecular function: nucleic acid binding.
AUGGCCGACGCCGAUCUGAAGCAAGCGAUUCUCCGGCUGACGGAUCUCAUCACAACCCAGCAGCAGCAGAUUGCAGCUCUCCAGCAGGGUAACGCCUAUCAAACUGGAAGCGAGAAGAUCAUCGAGUCACUCUCCACCGGAAUCGACGAGUUCCAAUACGAUCCAAACGACGGCAUCUUUUUCGAUUCGUGGUACGCUCGCGUUUUGCCGAACCAUCCGCGGGAUUUUGGAUUCGAAGACACCGUGAAGAAGCCGAAGAAGCUGUUUGGACGCCAAAAGUCCCUCUUCAACGCUCGGUACCAGUGUCUACAAUACGUGAAGAACGACGCCGAUGAUUUUUCGUCAUACGCCGCGUCAGUCGCCAAGCACUGUGAAGCGUUCCAGAUGGAAAACUGUCCAGCGACCAAUUCAAGACUCUCAGGUUCGCUGAUCGGAAAGUUGGAAGCUGAAGAAAACGCACCACCCGCCGACGGUGCCACUCUCAAGCUUGAAAACCUGGUUGAGGCGUGCAACCGCAUCAUCAACCUCAAUCGCAUACAUGUACGAAGUGCAAGCGGAAGGUCCACAAGGAAGGCUACUGCACCUCAUCCGAAAAGAAGUCAACCGAAACCGAAAGACGUCGUCAAGUCCAAAGGUAUCUCGGUUAAGCGAGUUGACCUCUCGAAGAAGCGGAAGUACGUCAAGAUCGAAAUAAACGGUUCGCGCGCAACGUUGCAGCUCGAUUGUGCCUCCGACAUCACCAUUAUUUCCAAGCGCACUUGGACAUCCGUGGGUAAGCCUGUCAUCAAUCCAUCGGAAGUCGACGCCGUGAGCGUCUCUGGUGACAGCAUCGGAAUCCUAGGUGAGUUCAAUGCCGAAAUCACCGUUCAAGACGUGACAAAAUCUGGCCGCAUUUUCGUCACGAGCAAUCCGGAUCUCAACGUACUCGGAAUCGAAACAAUCGAUCAGUUCGAUCUCUGGUCGGUUCCAUUCUGCUCGUUGGUCAACAACAUCCAGCAAAACUUGAACGCAACGAUGCAGAAGCUUCAAGCCAAGAUUCCUAAAGUGAUCCAGUCCACGUUCGGAUGCUGCUCGAAAUCGAAGGUAACACUCUAUCCGAAGCCAGACACACGCCCUGUGUACUGCCUCAAGGUACCGGUUGCCUACGCUACCCUCCCGAAGUUCUCCGAUUGGGCUGCUCCCAUAGUCGUGAUUCGCAAGUCGAAUGUCUCAGUACGUAUCUGUGGUGACAAUCCCACGGGUCUCAACGACGCACUCGAGUCGGAUCGCCAUCCGCUACCGCACUCGGACGACAUUUUUGCUGAACUAGCCGGCUGCCGUUACUUCUCCUGCAUCGACUUAUCGGACGCCUAUCCCCAGGUCGAAGUAGAGGAAUCAUCACGACGACUGCCCACGAUAAGCACGCACAAGGGUUUGUUCCAGUACAACCGGUUGCCGUCCGGUGUGAAAUCGGCUCCUGGAGCGUUCCAGAGCAUUAUCGACAGCAUGGUUCCUGGUGUCAAGCCUUACCUGGACGACAUCCUAAUCGCUGGAAGGACUCAAGAAGAGCACGACCUCAGGCUUCACGCUGUGCUGGAGAGAAUUCGUGAGUAUGGUUUUCAUCUCCGCAUCGAAAAGUGUCGUUUCUCCCUGCCGCAGAUCAAGUUUCUGGGUCACAUCGUCGACAAGAAUGGUCUUCGCCCAGAUCCAGCCAAAACCAGGGCUAUCUCUGAAACGGCACCUCCAACGAAUGUAUCGCAACUCGGUCGUACGUCGGUGCGAUUAACUACUACGGACGGGAUCGAUUGGAUGAAAUCACUCGCAAGCAGUUUCGUGUACUGGCCGAACUUCGACGAGGACGUUGAAUCGUUUGUGCGCCAGUGUCGUUCCUGUGCUGCUGCUGCAAAAUUGCCCCGCAAGACUACCCUAUCAUCAUGGCCGAUACCAACGAAACCAUGGAAAAGGAUACAUAUCGACUACGCAGGACCGAUCGAUGGUGACUUCUACCUUUCCAUGGUAGAUGCCCACUCAAAAUGGCCGGAAAUUUUCAGGACCCGUGGCACCACUACCACAGCGACGCUGGAGCUCCUGCAAGAAACUUUCGCAAGAUAUGGCAACUUUUCUGUAACGAAAAUGGUAUCCAUCAUCUGA